Messenger RNA from Talaromyces amestolkiae, 2196 nucleotides. RefSeq lists its product as uncharacterized. Gene Ontology annotation, biological process: RNA catabolic process; mitochondrial RNA 3'-end processing. The transcript is spliced from 4 exons. Gene Ontology annotation, molecular function: hydrolase activity, acting on acid anhydrides; RNA helicase activity; ATP binding. Gene Ontology annotation, cellular component: mitochondrial degradosome. NCBI's taxonomy places the organism in Eukaryota, Fungi, Ascomycota, Eurotiomycetes, Eurotiales, Trichocomaceae. Bases 1 to 2196 code for a protein of 731 amino acids. The record is from RefSeq and is a predicted model, not a curated record.
AUGUCGUCGGGCUGGUUGUGGUUUGCUCUAGCGACCACGUCUACGAGACAAUUCACGUCGACUCCACUGCUGAAAGGAUCUGCAACCACCAAGCCAAAGAAUCCCGUAAUCAAGAGACAGAGUGGUAGCUUCACUAGUCGCUUCGGAGAUGUCUAUCGAAUACCAUUCAAUAUCAAGUUUGACGAGGCGCUCGAAACUGCAUUGAAAGAUUUCAAAAACUCCCUCUCCCCUUCCGAUCCGUUACACGAAAAAUGGAACUCGUUCCAUCGUCGAAUAACUCAGGCCGCGCGGGUCAAACUAAUCGGCCUCCCACAAACCGCGAACUUUGGCACUUUGGUAAAUAUACGGACGCAACUUUUCGAUGGAUUCAGAAGAGCCGGCUCUAAAGGUAUCAUAGAGGAGUUGGAAUUGGUAUACAAGGAUCUUCGUGACCAUGAAUUGUACGGCAAUCCUCACGCUGCAGAGCAGCAAAAGGCGACGGAUUUUCGAUAUCCAGCUGAGUGGUAUCCAUUUGCUCGCUCGAGACAACGGACUAUUCAUCUGCACGUUGGCCCCACAAAUUCUGGAAAGACGUACCGAGCUCUAAAGAGACUCGAGCAAGCGAAGUCCGGGUUUUAUGCGGGACCGCUGAGAUUGCUAGCUCAGGAAGUCUACUCUCGGUUCAAUGCGGAAGGAAUACCAUGCAAUUUAGUGACGGGAGAUGAAGUCCGCACCUCAGACACGCCGCCACGCAUCAUCAGUAACACCGUGGAAAUGGUGAGUAUUUACAAGGACUACGACGUCGGAGUCAUCGAUGAGAUACAAAUGAUUGCCGAUCAGGAUCGUGGCUGGGCUUGGACAAGAGCGUUUCUGGGAUCAAGAGCAAAGGAGUUGCAUGUUUGUGGCGAAGAGCGAGCCGUGCCGUUGAUCAAAGAAUUGGCCACGUUAAUGGGCGAUAAUCUGGAGAUUCAUCAAUACCAGAGACUCAAUCCACUACGGGCCGAAACUCAAAGUCUGAAUGGGGAUCUUCGCAACCUUCGAAAGGGAGAUGCUAUAGUCACAUUCUCCAGGAUCAAUAUUCAUGCUUUGAAGAGUGCAAUUGAGAAAUCGACCGGAAAGCGGGCGGCUAUCGUCUACGGUGGCCUACCAGCAGAGAUUCGAACGCAACAGGCCAAUUUGUUCAACGACCCCGAUAAUGAUUAUGAUUAUCUCGUGGCGAGUGACGCCAUUGGUAUGGGCCUGAAUCUAAAAUGCAAACGAGUCAUCUUCCAAACCCUAGUCAAAAACGUGGCUGGUGGUCUUGCGAGGAUUAGUAUUCCAGAGAUAAAGCAAAUUGGUGGGCGUGCAGGUCGAUAUCGUGCUGCCAACGAAACGGGUAAACGCGGCGACAAUGAAGAGGAAAACGUGGGAUUGGUGACGUCGCUUGAGGAUGUUGACUUGCCCUUCAUUCAAAAGGCGCUAGAGUUUAAUCCUCCUCCUUUGAAAGCGGCCGGACUUAUACCCACGGAUGCAAUGUUCUAUCGCGUUGCUAGCUACUUUCCUCGCGAUGUUUCGCUCAGGUUUCUCAUCAAUCGGGUUUGCUCGAUCAGCAAGGUUCAUCCACUCUUCUUCAUGUGCCGAGCCCGCAGUCAGCUAGAGGUAGCCAGCUUUCUCGACCGUUGUGAUCGCAUGAGUAUUGAUGAUCAGAUCGUCUUUAUGGCGUCACCUAUGAACGACCGUGACCAGGCCUUGAAGGCCUGUGCCAGAGGAUAUGUUCGAUGCGUCGCCAAUAACAGCAGUGGUCGUUUACUUGACAUACAAGAAUUAAACCUAGAAAUCCUCGAACAGCCAGUCUCUGGUCGAAAGGAAUAUCUCAAUGAGCUCGAAAGUUUACACAAGGCAUUGAUCCUGUAUCUGUGGCUCAGCUACCGUAUGGGAGGAAUAUUCACAGACCGGACUCUUGCGUCUCAUGUCAAGGAGAUGGUUGAAGAGCGCAUGAUGCGAGCCCUGACCGAGUUUUCGGCUAAUGCCAAGCUCCGCAAGGAUGCUUCCCGACGUCGACAAAUUCUGUUGAACAAACAGGGUCUUGAUGAGGAACAGUUGUUGGCCAAUACUCAGUUCAGCCGUGAAGCCGAUUUGUCGGUCGAUGGUGAAGCAGACUCUUUUGGCGUGCCUAUGGAAGAGGAUGCUGCUGCACCUGCUGAUGGAGACGAGAAGACUGCAACAGCGUAUAUAUGA